AGCCGUGUGACCUGCACAGCGUACUAGUUAUCAGCUCUGCUCUCAGUCUUAAACUGCACGUGUACGAGAAUGUAUAACUCGGGAACGUUAUCCCGAGGCCAGUGGUUCUGUGUCUUCGCUUUGGUACUGCUCCAACAUACAACAGUACACGCAGGACGACAUUCAUUCAGACAGCUAUGCAUCACUGAAGGACAGCAGCGAGGACGCUGCGUGCCGGUCAAACAGUGUGACAUUGUGCUGACGAUGCUGCGCCAAGAGCACCACACGAACGAAGACAUCCAAUAUCUGUACGGCACAGAAUGUGGUCGAACACCGGACGGGAAAGCACUCGUCUGCUGUCCCCAAAGUUCAGUCCUACCGAUGGGCAAUGGAGAAGGACCUGCUAGUGCACUUAACACAACCAUCCGUGUGAAUGCCGAAGAUAAACGGCCAGUUGAAACGCUUCCUCCCCAAACAUCUCCUCCAGUGUGUGGAUUGCAAUCGGAAGUGAAGCUGGUCAAUUAUACCAUUGGCCAUCACCCAUGGACUGCACUCCUCCACUACGGGAAUCGGGCACAUGACAGCAGGUUUAACUGCAGUGGUACACUUAUCGCGUCCCAGUACGUACUUACAGCGGCAAGCUGUGUGGAUGACGUUGAAGCAUGGAAAAACCUCACAGUGCGCCUUGGUGAAUGGGAUCUGGAAUCAACGGUCGACUGUAUACUGUCGCCAGACAGUGGCGAUCUCGUGUGUGCCGAUCCCUCGUACGAUGUGCCUGUGACACAGGUGAUCCUGCACGAAUCGUACUCCGGACGGCGUAAUGAUAUUGCUUUGCUACAACUUUCUCAACCAGUGCAGUACAACGAUUGGGUCUUCCCGAUUUGUCUACCACUGUCACCGAUGCUUGAUGAAUCGGUGUCCGCGUACAGUGCGGCCGGCUGGAACCAAAACACAUGCGAGGCGUUGGGAAGUCGGUACAAGCAGGCCAACGAUUACUCUCCACUGAAUCAGACGGCCUGCCAGCGGUACGUGCCAUCGGUUGCGGGAACGUCGUACAACUUUGUGUGUGCCGUUUCCGACGGGCAAACGAUCGGCGAUGCUGGCGGUGGUUUGGCGGGGAUGCGAACGGGGACCGUACGCGAUCCGAGACGGCAGGUGUAUGAGGUGGUUGGUGUGCUUAGCUCGCUGUCGAAUUGUGCAAACUUUGACGGUGUUUCGGUGUACACGCGAGUCGGGCAAUACGUGGAUUGGAUCGAGAGCAAGCUGGAGCCGUUGUCGGCUCAGUAAUUUGUGAAAUGCUUUAGCGGGACUCAGUAGCGUAUAUUGUCACUACUUUUUUUGUACCUUGUUUAAUUAAAUGCAUACUUCAUCGGGAUUCGUCAGAUUCCUACGGUUCCAGAUUGCUAACGAUCCAUUCGAUGUACUGAUUCACUCUUGUGUACACACCUGGCACUCCCUCGAGCCCGCACCGUUUACCGAAGCUGACCACGCCGCCCAGAAACAGCACGCCCUGCCCAUUGCUCUGCCCGACGUACAUGAGCGGACCACCGGAAUCACCACGGCAGGAAUCUUUGUUCAACGUACCGCCCGCGCACACCUGCGUCUGAUCGAUGUUAGCUUCCGGGUACUGCGCCCGGCAAGCUUGCUCCGGAACGCCCGACACUCCAACGAACAGUUUGUAGCGACUUUGCGGUGCUAAAAGCAGAGAGCAAUGUGAAGUGAGCAUUACCAAACGGAAGUGACGGAAGAUUGCAUCGCAUCGCAUCACGUACCAUCCUCUGUUUGACCCCAACCGGCAACGACGAACCGUUUACCAUCGUACGAAAUCGAUCGCUCUGCCGGCGCCAGCGGCAAACAGAUCGGCUGCACGUAAUCGUUAAACUGUGCAAGGCGCAUCAGUCGCAACAGCGCAAUAUCAUUCUUCACCAACAUCCGCGUGACGGUGUAGCUGGGAUGUACGAUCGCUUUCUCGAUCGGUAUGUCCUGAACAGGAUCGGCGCACAGCUGUUCGCCGUACGAUGUGCUGCAGUCGGUGGUCGAUUCGAGAUCCCACUCACCUAGCCGGACGUUCGUUCUGAAACAGAAAAUCCCAACCCAAGCAUCAAAGGUUAGUCUUAGCGUAGGACAAACCAAGGCGUUACUGCGGACACUUACAGAGUCCAGGUCGUUUUGACACUAUUGAUGCAAUGGGCCGCCGUCACUACGUAACGUUGAUUGAUCAGUGUUCCACCGCAGUGAAACUUCAGGUCACCAUCUGAAACGGAAGGUGAACGGCACAGGGUACAGUCAGUCAGGCGGCUACUUCCCGACGCUCUCGUUCACAACUUACUCUUGCGGCGAUGCUGAAUCAGAGCGAUCCAUGGAUACUCGUCGAUUUGGGCCCGUUCCCCGCCAAUGAUGCGAUCCGAAUACUGGAUGCCACAAUCGGCCGGCAGUAGCCGCAAUCGAUCCUCGUACGACAAUCGACUGCCGACCGUAGUCUGGCCAAUGGCUGGUCGUUGCGGUUGCUGCUGGAAGGGUGGUUGCGUUUGUACGGGCCGUUGCGUUUGCUGGAACGUUGUUGUGGCUGGCAGUCGCGUUUGCACGAACGGGGCAUUUGUAGUGGCUGGUGGUCGUGUUUGAACGGGUGGUUGUGCGUUGGCCGGAAUCGUAUUUUCCGGAGCUUCACAGCAAACGAGUAUUUUCUUUUCGAGAAUUCCACACCGGCUAGCUUCCAGGAAACGCACUACGUUCGACGUCAGGAGUGGUUGAUUUAGCAGCCCCAGGAUCCGCGGACACUGGCUCACGGUUACGCAGAUUCCGCCGCGCUGAUCGGGCGUUCGACAUUGGUUUUGAUCUGGCCGGGUGAAAAGUAAAAGGAUUGAAAGCAGUUAGCAGCAAUUACGCUAGGUGUACGGCGGUGUAUUCGGGCUGUUGUCAGUUGUUUGGGAUUCCCUGGGCUGACAGGCAGUUCAAAUCCAAAACACAAACCGACACACACACUCACACUGAGCUACGGUCGAUUGUAGCAUGCACACGAUGACGACGGCAAUUAUCAACACCGCUACCUGUACACGGCCACGUUCCAAAGGCAUCUCGUUUCGCAGGGGGGAGUCUAUACGAUGUUGAGCUGUCUGUUCGGUGCUCGGCUCCUUACACCUGUUCGUCGACAGGUAGGUGAUUGUCGGUGCGUACGGUUCGACUGUGCAACGGAUACUAACCGUCGGCGAGCGUGAGCAUAAGCAGGUGGACGUGCCUUUCCCGGGCACUGCUCCGUGGUGAUGAACCGAUGCGAACUUCGCACGUUUCGAGGCGUUUAGGGAACUCCUUUAGGUGGUGGAAACGAGUUUUUGGUUUCUUUUUUUUCUCCUAUUCCCCUGCGCUGAACUACAUAUUUAAUGACAACCUAGCCAAUUAACAAUAGCGGAGCUGUGUGGUUGGGCUUCAUUAUCAAGCCCGCACAAGGAAAUGUAUCCGAGGGGCGAGAGCGUGAGUUCUUCAUUUUACACUCGAUGCUAUUAUCGCUAAAACGUUAAUCCAGAAAGUUACGAAUGGUUUUUUUGAAACCCAUUUUAAAUUUUUACUGUUGGUAAUUUAUUCAGUAUCACCACAUAAGCUCCGGGAUUUCUGUAUCUUUCCACCAAGAUUUUACCGGUCUUUUUGUCACAGGUUCUUUACUCUCAGCUCGACAAACUUGUUUUCAGACGUAUACGAUUCCUUAAUAUAGGUAGAAUCGUUUCAAAAACCUUUAAACUUAAAACCAAUGCUAAAGAAAGUCGUUUUUCUGUCCCAACUUUUCAAGGAAAACAACUGGUGGGAAUUCUACUUUUUGGAUAGUAGCAAGAAGUAUGUAAGGGCAGGUUUUUAUCACCAGAAUUUAAAAAUAGAAAUUCAUUCACUGAUACCAAUAAGACAUCCCCACUAUGUAUAUAAGAAAUAAUGUCUGUCGUUACGGUAUGUAAGGAAACGCUGUUACUACAUAGAAAAUAAAACUUAAUUUUUUAUCACCAAAGUGAUAAAGAGUUGAAGUCUAUUGAAAUUCUGAUAAAAUAAAAUUUAUUCUAGGUAACGAAAACUGAAACUCGGUUAAAUUGGUUGGUUGGCAAGUUUAGUUAGAGACUUGGAGUCUUAGGAACUCGUUCAUCUGGCUUUCCCACUGUAGACGCAGAAAACCUGUUGGAAUAACCAAGAAUAAAAUGCAAAACGUUAUCGAAAAGAACCAUUAAAAAACAAACCUUCUCCAUGUUGCGUGAGACGUUCUUUCUGAAAAUAAAGUAACUAAAGCAUCA
Anopheles stephensi (Asian malaria mosquito) is the source of this 4247-nucleotide messenger RNA. RefSeq names its product CLIP domain-containing serine protease 2-like. Gene Ontology annotation, biological process: proteolysis. The record is from RefSeq and is a predicted model, not a curated record. Bases 70 to 1266 code for a protein of 398 amino acids. Lineage: Eukaryota; Metazoa; Arthropoda; Insecta; Diptera; Culicidae. The transcript has 5 exons. Gene Ontology annotation, molecular function: serine-type endopeptidase activity.